Xyrauchen texanus (razorback sucker) is the source of this 10646-nucleotide messenger RNA. RefSeq names its product dmX-like protein 1. Gene Ontology annotation, biological process: vacuolar acidification. Gene Ontology annotation, cellular component: RAVE complex. The record is from RefSeq and is a predicted model, not a curated record. Gene Ontology annotation, molecular function: protein binding. Lineage: Eukaryota; Metazoa; Chordata; Actinopteri; Cypriniformes; Catostomidae.
GCUUCACUUCCGGCCCGCUCACCAGAGUCUCCGCACACAAACAUCAUUAAAGCACAGUGUGUGUAUGUGUUUAUUAUCUCUCAUAAUGAGAGGCACACACAUUAUAAUAGAAUUUAAGCAUCAAUGAAACCCGUUUCUGAGGGGUUCGAGUUGAAUCUCAAGUGUGCCAAAAACAAUGAACCUCCAUCAGGUGCUCACAGGGGCCGUGAACCCCGGAGACAACUGCUUCUCUGUGGGACGCAUCAACAACCAGCCUUUCACGGCGUACGCCUCUGGCUGUGACAUUGUCAUUCUUGGCAGUAACUUUGAGCGGAUCCAGAUCAUCCCUGGAGCCAAACACGGUAACAUACAGGUGGGCUGUGUGGACUGCUCACUGCAGGGGGGACAGAUUGCAGCAUCUUACGGGAACAUUGUCUGUCUGUUUGAGCCAGUGGAGGUCAGUCCACAAGGAAAAGCACAAAAAAAACUGAACUAUCAGUGGCAGAAGAGCGGGCAGUUCAUGUUGCAGUCAGCAGCUCACAUCCUGACGUGGCACCCCAGCGGUACGUGUCUCCUGACGGGCUCGGCGUGUCUGCAGUUGUGGUGCAAUGUGCAUGUCAGCUCUGAUACUGCAGAGGAAACGCAGACUGAUCCGCAGAGCUCCUGGAGAUGCAUCUGGCACUGCAAGACUGCUGCUCCAACACACUUCAUCAAGUUCUCACCGGAUGGAGAGUUUUUCGCGACUGCAGGACAGGAUGACUGUCUGGUGAAGGUGUGGUACAGCACCAGUAAAUGGCAGGCGGACGUCACCAGACUGUUCACCCCUCUCGACACGGGCUCCGUGUCAGAGAUCAACUUCUUGUUUAUUUACCUGGCUCACCCUCGCUCCGUCACCGGCUUCUCCUGGAGGAACAUCAGCAAGUACCUGCCCAGAGGUGCGGUGUGCAACGUCCUGCUCACCUGCUGCAAAGACAGCGUGUGUCGACUGUGGGCUGAAACACUUUUGCCUAGCGACUGUCUGCUGUCUGGAGUCAGACACAAUCAAAACAAGAACAUUAGUAGUGACGUCCUCAAACCAAACAACAUGAAGAAGUCCUCCAGCAACAGCCAGAACCAGAAUCAGAACCCACUGGAGUUGAAUCUGAAGCACUCGUGGAGAGAGGAGGUGAGGUGUUUGUCUCAGUUGUCGUAUACCGGCCCCCUGCCCCAACAACAGAACAAACACUACACACACCGCGCCAACAUCCUGCACGCCAACUCGCUCUGCCAUUUCCACAUCGCCGCCAGCAUCAACCCAGCCACAGAUAUUCCUCUGCUGCCCUCCAUCUCCUCUAUGAGCGGCUGUGAUGAGGAGGAACCGGGCGGUUCGUUCACCGUUCACUGGCUCAACAACAAAGAGCUGCACCUGACGCUGAGUAUGGAGGUGUUUCUACAGCAGCUGAGGAGCAGCGCAGAGCAGAGCGACACCAUCGAGAAUGGUAAGCACUCCUCACACCUGUACGCUGACUUAUCGGCGUCUGAUGAUUCACACGAGUCAAACAUAAGGAACCUCUUUGUCCCCACAGAUGUUGAUGACGGGAACGGUGCAGAUAACGCAGGUGUGAGCUCCGUCUCUCUCCCCGCAGCAGCUGUAGAUCAUCAGGUCGAUGUGCUGCUGAGCGACUGGAACAGAGCAGCUGACAUGCUCUUCAGCAUCCACCCGAUGGACGGAUCACUGCUGGUGUGGCACGUCGACUGGUUGGAUGAAUAUCAGCCCGGAAUGUUCCGCCAGGCACAGGUUUCCUUUGUGUCACGGAUUCCCGUGGCAUUCCCCACCGGAGACGCCAACUCUCUGAGCCGUAGCGUAGUCAUGUACGCCUGCAACAGAAACGUGGAGCUGGCGAUUCAGCACGGACGUCAGCGACCCGCAGGUCUGCCGCACUCCUCCUCUAUGCUGAUUGGCUUGUGUCAAAAUAAACCCGCCUCUAACAGCCUGCGUCUCAGCAUCUUCACCCCGAACGUUCUGAUGAUCUCCAAACACGCAGACGGCUCCCUCAACCAAUGGGCCGUCAGCUUCGCCGAAGACUCCGCCUUUUCCACGGUGCUCAGUGUGUCUCAUAAGUCACGGUACUGCGGGCACCGGUUUCACCUGAACGACCUGGCGUGUCACUCUCAGCUGCCGCUGCUGCUCACCACGUCACACCACAACGCCCUGAGGACACCUGACGGGGGCACCGCUCUCACCUGCUCGCCUGGCAUUACCACCUCAUCUCACAGGAGCAGAGUGUCAUCUGGCGGUGUCUCUCAGGACCCAAACGCGAUCUACAGCGAGCUGAUCCUGUGGCGGGUGGAUCCGGUCGGACCGCUGUCGUUCUCAGGCGGCGUGUCAGAACUCGCCCGGAUCAACUCUCUGCACGCGUCGGCGUUCUCUAACGUGGCCUGGCUGCCCACACUCAUCCCCAGCAACUGUCUCGGUGUGUAUGGAAACUCACCCAGUGCCUGUUUCAUCGCCAGUGACGGGCACUCGCUCCGACUCUAUCAGGCUGUUAUUGAAGCCAAAAAACUGCUGAGCGAACUUUCUAACCCGGACAUCUCUAAAUAUGUUGGAGAAGUGUUUAAUAUCAUCAGUCAACAAUCUACGGCCAGACCGGGCUGCAUCAUUGAGCUGGAUGCCAUCACUGACUUUCAGGGGAAGGAGACGCAGCUGCUGCAUGUGUUUGAAGAAGACCUGAUCUUGGGAAAUGAGAAAGCAGAAGAUUGUUCGCAGGAGUCUGUUCCCAGUCAGACCAUCUUCUCAGCCCGGUUCUUUCUGGUGGUGGUGGAGUUCACACAGAACGGCAGAUCACUGCUGCAUAUGUGGCAUCUACAUCUAGAUGCAGUUCCCGUCAUUAUGGAGGAAGCUCGUUGUCCUGUAGAGAGAGCGACGGUGUCUCCAUCACCUGUCAACAGUGCACAGUUUAACUUUGAUACGGUCGGCUCACCGUCCACCCAGAGAUCAAAACUGAACACGUCCAACCUCCAGAGUGCCUGUCGUCUCACGCUCACAAACAUGAAGGUUUUCAGUCAGGAGCUUGAUCUACCUGAGGGUGUGGAAGUCAUACGUGUGACACCUGCUGCAGGUCAUUUGAGCUCUUCGUCUUUGCAGCCAGCGGGACGCGCUCCGUACCUUUUGGCCACGUCCUGUUCAGACGGUAUGGUGCGGUUCUGGAGGUGUAGCUCUGUCUUUGACCCUGAGACCUCUGGGGAACCUUCAUACGUGUGGCAGGAGUGGCCUCUGUAUGUGGAGGAGGGUCUUCCCAGCAGCAGUGCUCUCAGUGUGUCUGGACCGCUCAUGGCUCUCAGCUGCUGUAACACCAGCAGAAUAGCGGUCGCGCACAGGGCUGAAAAAGCUCACUGGGGCGCCGGUGAGCCGCUCAUGCAUGUGAGUAUAUUCCAGUGCGAGUCCACGGGCGGCUCUCAGUGGAUACUGGAACAGACACUUAAAGUCAUCGGAUCUUAUAGCCCGAGUAGCAACUUCUGUGAUAGAAGCUUGUUGGUACCGAGCAUCAAAGAUGGUUUGGUGAUCGAUAACGAUUGCUUAGCUGGCGGCAAUAAGAGGCAGGUGCAUUUAGACUGGGUUUCCCGAGAGGAUGGCGCUCACAUAUUAACCGUGGGUCUGGGGUCCAAACUAUACAUGUAUGGGAUGCUUUCAGGAAAACCUCCAGAGCUUGGCCUGUCUGACAGCAGCCAGGAGCGCUGCUACUCUCGCCUGGUUCUCCUGCGUGUGGUGGAUCUGGUGUCAUCGGUCGAAGGUUCGCUACCCAUUCCUGUCUCUCUGUCUUGGGUGCGAGAUGGCAUCCUGGUGGUCGGGAUGGACUGCGAGAUGCACGUCUACUCUCAGUGGCAACCGCCGGCCCCGCCCAAACCUGCAGUCACUACCGGUGAGAACAGCAUCCGCACCGGUAGCGUAACGUCUCUCACUGCUAGUGCAAAACAGGAUGGACUGAGUCCAAAUCCGCCUAAAAAGACUUUCACCAGGUCAAUGACUAGUUUGGCUCAGAAGCUCAGUGGAAAGAGAACAAUGUAUGACCUCCCGGCUGAGAUGGAGGAUUCCGGUUUGUUUGAGGCAGCUCACCACCUCUUUCCCACUCUACCUCAGUAUCAUCCUGUACAACUUCUGGAGUUAAUGGACCUCGGGAAGGUCAGACGGGCCAAAGCCAUCCUGUCACACCUGGUGAGGUGCAUCGCUGGAGAGAUUGUGUCUCUGAAGGACAGCGGCAUCAGUCAGGAGCGCCGUCUGAGGUCCCUCACCAUCAGCGCCAGCGGAAGCACAAGCAGAGACCCAAAGAUGUUCAGUAAGAGCGAGAGCUUGGACUACACUGAGAUCGACGCAAUCCCGCCCCUGCCGUUAUAUGCGCUGUUAGCCGCUGAUGAAGAGACCGCAGCCACUGAGCGGACUGACAGUAUGAGCGGAUGCGGAAAUCGCACGUCCAGCCGAACGGAUGCUUACGAAGAGCUCUUCCAGGCCGCCGCCGUCAAUGUGGAUGACAUGGAUCCGUUUGGUGGUGAUGAGGAAGAUGCUAAUGCUCAAGUCAUUGAUCUGUCCAAGUACAGCCCGACGUUUUUCGGCUCUGAGCACGCUCAGGUGUUAUCUGGACACCUGCUGCACUCCAGUCUGCCGGGCCUGACACGCAUGGAGCAGAUGUCUCUGAUGGCCUUGGCCGACACUAUCGCUUCCACCAGCACAGACAUUGGAGAGAGUCAAGGGAAAAGUGGAGAGACUCUGGAUGAAUGUGGGCUGAAGUUUCUACUGGCUGUUCGGCUGCACACUUUCCUGCUGACCUCUUUACCUCCAGCUCAUCGAGCUCAGCUCCUCUGUCAAGGAUUGUCCACCUGUCAUUACGCCUGGGCGUUUCACUCUGAGGCUGAAGAAGAGUUACUCAACAUGCUCCCAGCUCUACAGAAAGGAGAGGCGAUGUGGCCGGAGCUCAGAGCCAUGGGUGUGGGCUGGUGGCUCAGGAGCACCAAUAAACUUCGCAGAUGCAUUGAGAAGGUAGCAAAAGCUUCUUAUCAGAGGAACAAUGAUCCAUUAGAUGCAGCCUUGUUUUAUCUUGCAAUGAAGAAGAAAGCUGUAGUUUGGGGACUGUACAGGUCUCAGCACAAUGUCAAGAUGACCGCGUUCUUCAGCAAUAACUUCAGUGAGGAUCGUUGGAGGAAGGCAGCGCUGAAAAACGCCUUCUCGUUGCUCGGAAAACAACGUUUCCAACAUUCUGCUGCUUUCUUUCUGCUGGCCGGAUCCCUCAGAGAUGCUGUUGAAGUUUGUAUAGAGAAGCUGCAGGAUCUUCAGUUGGCUCUGGUCAUCUGUCGGCUCUAUGAAUCGGAGUUUGACACGUCCCGCACCUACAAGAGAAUCCUGCAGAGACACGUUCUGGGUCAUGACCAUCAGAUCCCAGCGCAUCAGGACCCGUUCUUACGCAGCAUGGCCUACUGGGUGUUAGAUGACUACAGCAGUGCGCUGGACACUCUGCUUGAACAGCCCAAAACAGAGAGGGCCAGUCAAGGAAGCACAGCCACGUCUCCCUGUAACCCUGACGUCUUCAACUUCUACACGUACCUCAAAACUCACCCGCUGCUGCUCCGUCGACACUUCAGCUCUUCAGAUAAAGCUAAAGUGGGUCUGACGGCAGAGGGUCGUAUGAGUGACUCCAUCAGCCUCAUCGAGAGAAGACUGUUCUUCAGUGCUGCUUAUGCUCAUUUACAGGCCGGCUGUCCCAUGCUUGCUUUAGAGGUCCUCUCCAAAAUGCCAACAGUUGUUAAACGAUCAAAAAUACACCUCAGCCAGGAGAACUCAUCCCUGUCAUUGAAUGGCUCUAAAGAUCUUGAGAAGCACAAGGAUCAGGCCUCGCAUCUGGACUGGUCUCAGCCGGUUCUCAAUGGUUUUGAGUCCAUGUCUGAUAUUCUGUCUUCGCCCAUAGAGCACAGUCAGUCUGAUUCCGUGCUGAGUUUUGAUUGGAGUCAGCAAUCCGUGACCCUGCAGGAUGAGCCGCUGGAGCUGAAGUGGGACAGUGAAAAAGACGACUCUGAUGAAGAGGAAUCAGGACUGGCGAUGAAGACCAUCCACCCCGAGAACAACAGUGUCCCUCAGGAGACUCCUGACGCAGCGUCUACCUCCACAGAUCACGUGACCGAAGAGUCUCUCGUCCUGACGGACGACAUCCUCGCUGCUCGGCUGAAGUUUAGCUCCUGUCUGAAGAUCCUCACCACAGAGUUACGGACGCUCUCCACGGGCUACGAGCUGGACGGAGGGAAACUGCGGCAUCAGCUGUGUCACUGGCUGGAGCGAGAAGUGGCGGCCCUGCAGAGGUGCUGCGGGUACAACCCGUUUCUCCAGCAGCUGUCUGAAGGCAUCUCGGCAGACCUUGGUCAGAACGGCAUUGGAGAUGAUCUGGAGCUGCAGAGCAGGGAAGUCCAGCACAGACGCAGACUCUGGCUGAAGAGGAACCAGCCACUCCUGCGCAUCUUCCUCAGUUACUGUAGUCUGCACGGUUCACAUGGAGGAGGGCUGGCCUCGGUCAGGAUGGAGCUCAUUCUGCUGCUGCAGGAGUCUCAGCAGGAUGACAGUCUUCAGAUGUGUGUUCCUGCUCAACCGCUCAUCUCAGUUCCUCUUCUGCAUGCCUGGAGCGCCCGCUCUAAAACGGUGGUGGCCAAUCCCAUAGUGCACCUGACCAAUCUCACCCACGACAUACUGCACACGAUCAACAUGUUGGACUCGCCGCCACACCCCGAUGUCAUCAGUAAUGAGAUCUAUGUGAUGCACACACUGGCAGCGUCCCUGUCGGCCUGCAUAUAUCAGUGUCUCUGUGACGGACACAGUUACAGUCAUGUAAAUCCCUUCACGGGCGUCACCUAUCAGAGUGUUCUGAUUACCCAUCAGCCCCCUGUGAAGAGCGUCAGUAUGGAGGAGACCGUCCUGCCCAACACGUCUCCUGCGCAGUGGCCUGGAGUGAGCGCUCUGAUGAGGCUGCUGACCUCUUCAGGAGAGGAGAAUCAACUCGGACUGCCAGUGCUCUUGUGUGAGGUUCUCACCGCAGUCUUCCUCAGUCUGUUUGUUCACGGUCUGGCCACUCACUCCACCCAUGAGCUGUUCCGUAUCGCAGCUCACCGGCUCAACGGCAAACUCUGGGUGGCCGUGUUUGGAGGCGGAGCUCGUAUUCCUGUCCUGGAGAAGCCCAGUUCUCCCGCAGUGGAAGAUGCAGAGCAGAAGCAGAGGCGUUUUCGGCUCCGCUCAUCACGCAGUAACUCUAGAGAAGUUCCUGACAGUCCCAUCAGUCCCAGACCCGUGACGGAGCAGGAAACAUCUGUCUUUAAAGAGCGAUUCGUGCCACCUGAACUCAGCAUCUGGGAUUACUUCAUCGCAAAGCCGUAUCUGCCUCCAUCUGCCAGUCGAGUGGAGUAUGACUCUGAGGAAAGCCAAAGCAGUGAUGAUGAUGAAGAAGAUGAUUAUGAUGAUGAUGACGCUUUUGAUCUGAAUUCUCCGCUGGAAGAACAUUCCAACAAUAACUCCUACAGCUGGUGUCUGAUGCGUCUGGCUCUGGUGCAGAUGAUGCUGAUGAACCUCAAGACCUUCUACCCAUCCGCAGGUCAUGACCUCUUAGAUCUGCCCGUGUGUUCGCCGCUGUGUCACACGGCUCUGAAGACUCUCCAGCGCUGGGAGCAGCUCUUACUCAAGAGGCUGGAGAUUUUCGGAGGUCCUCCGUCAAAGUACAUCUCCACACAGCUGCUGGAGGGAAGCGUGUCAUCUGGACCGGCCCUACUGCGACACAAAGCCCUGUUUGAGCCCUCCAAUACACCUUUCAAGUCUCGACGGCGUUCGGCUCUGCCCGUUAAACGUCUGUGGCAAUAUCUGAUCAAACAGGAGGAGAUUCAGGAGACGUUCAUACGAAACAUCUUCACUAAGAAACGAGAUCAGAAUGAGGACAUCACUGACAGUAUGAAAUGUUCUGUGCUGGCGGAGCCCAACCAAACACAGAUUGGGUCUGAUCUGGGGUUUCCUGGAGGAAAAGCUCGCAUCAUCCACAAAGAGUCUGACAUCAUCACGGCGUUCGCCAUCAAUAAGGCCAAUCGGAACUGUUUAGUGAUUGCGUCCACUCAUGACAUACAGGAGCUGGACGUGUCCUCCAUCCUCGCCACACAGAUUCUGACGUGGAUCGAUGAGGAGGCAGAGACAGAGGUCAAAGGGGGAGAUGAUUUCCUGGUUGUUCACGCUCGAGAUGAUGUCAGCACGUUACACGGCACCACGCCGUACACCCACAGCAGCCCUGGCACGCCCAUCAACAUGCCCUGGCUGGGCAGCCUGCAGACGGGUCGAGGAGCUGCAGUGCUCAUCAAGAGAAACAUUAAUAAUGUGAGACGGAUGACAUCACACCCCACACUGCCGUACUAUCUGACAGGAGCUCAGGAUGGGAGUGUGCGGAUGUUUGAAUGGGGUCACUCACAGCAGAUCACCUGCUUCAGGAGUCCAGGAAACUCCAGAGUCACCAGAAUCCGCUUCAGUUAUCAGGGCAAUAAGUUUGGAGUUGUAGAUGCUGACGGAGCGCUCAGUCUGUGGCAGACCAGCACCAGUGGAAACACACACAAACCAUACCUGACGCUUCAGUGUCACAAUAAAACAGCCAAUGACUUUGUGUUUGUGGGAUCAUCGUCUCUCAUCGCGACCGCAGGCCUGUCAACAGACAACAGAAACGUGUGUCUGUGGGAUACUCUGGUCACUCCAGGGAACAGUUUAGUUUAUGGCUUCUGCUGUCACGAGUCCGGCGCGAUGGUUCUGGCGUUAGCUUCCAAACAGCAGCUGUUGAUCAGCGGCGGUCGGAGGGGCUGGAUCAGCGUUCUGGAUCUCAGUCAGAAAGUGCAGCGACAGAGUUUUCAAGCUCAUGAUUCACCUGUUAAAGCCAUCAGCGUGAACACCACUGAGAGCUGUUUCAUCAGCGGUUCUGCUGAAGGCAACAUCAAGGUGUGGAGUAUGUCGACCCAGAGUCUGUUACACACCUUCAGUAACGAACACGCCCGUCAGUCCAUCUUCAGAAACCUCGGCACGGGCGUCAUGCAGAUCGAAACCGCUCCAGCCAAUCACAUGUUCUCCUGCGGCGCGGACGGAACCAUGAAAAUGCGUGUUCUGCCGGACGUCAUGAGCACGUACAGCAACAGCCUGAAGAGCGAAGUGAAGUUCAUCAUGUAGCACGUUCACCUUUACUACCUUUGCACACGGUAAGACAAGCAAUACAAGAGAGACACAUCUGAGCGCGCUCGAAGGACGAAAACAUCACGGCUCAUAUCCAUCCAAUAAAACAGGGUUCAUGAUUUAUAAUCUCAGUCCUGGAGUCGCCCUCAUGUGUAUUCAAUCACACUGUUCCAUUUCUAAUACAGCGAGUUAAUAUGUAUUUAUCAGUUAAGCCUUAACUAGCCAAAGUAAGCAGUGUUGUGAUCGUGAUAUACAUUUAAAUAUAGUGAUAAGUGUCCUUAUAUUUCUACCUAAGAACCAUCAAUCUCUCCGAUCUCGCCGGGACUCAGUGAAGUGGCUUGGAACAUGAAGGUCCUGCUAAACGACGUGUGGUAGUAAUAAUAAUAAUUACAUAGGGAAGGUAUUGUGUAUAUUACGACAACAGUAUUUAGUUAGAGUUAGUGAUUCUUCACAGGUAAUGAGAUAUUAGCAUGAAAAGGUUUUAAAAACCUUCAGCUGAAAAACAUUGUACAGUGUACCUGUUGUUAAAUCACAUUGCUAUUUCUGCAUAUGAAGCACUUUGUGUAGAUCUGAAACAUCAUUCCGUAAUAGUUCAUAUGAAUAAACACUGAAAGAGUUUGACGGACGCGAGAGGUUUGUGCCGUACUUUCAGGAUCAAUGAAGGCGAGUCUGAUUCAUUCAUGCUGCCAAAGUCCCGUCGUUCUGACGGCAUGUCGAUUGGCACCUGAUGACAUCAUCAAUACAUGUGAAUAAAGCAUCAGCUGUUCAAAUGCACCGAUCAGCCACAACAUUAAAACCACCUGUCUAAUAUUGUGUAGGUCCCCCUCGUGCCGGCACAAUUGUACAGAGGGGUUAUCUGAGUUACCGUUGACUUUACCAGUUCAAACCAGUCUCUGUUGACCUCUACGGUAACUCGGAUAACCCCUCUGUACAAUUGUGACAUCACGAGGGGGACCUACACCAUAUUAGACAGGUGGUUUUAAUGUUGUGGCUGAUCGGUAUAAGCUUGAUUUACGUCACAGUGAGUAACUGGAAUGAAGAUCACGGCUACUUUAAUUUUAAGGAUGUAAAUAUGGUUGAAGAGGCUUGAUUGAGUUCAUGAUAAAUAACUGUUAAAUAUAAGGAAUAUUUAUAAUCAUUAAGGUUUCUGCAGAUUUUUCUUUUGUUUUUAGGGUUCAUUUUUUACUUCUUUUACCUGCGAGCACAAACUCCUCAAGUGUUUUUCAUUUGUGCUGGAAGAGGUUUUAUCUGAUGAAGGUCACAUGGUUUUUCUGGUUAGAUGUUUAAAAGUCUGUACGACAGUCAAAUGGAAUAAUGUGUCCGCUGUAGUCGAUUAUCAGCCGUCUGCCCUUUAACCUCUGUAAUGUGAAUAUACGCAAUUGAAUCUAAUUUUGUAACGAGCAUAAUGAAUCUUGUAAAUCAGACUGUGUAAUGUACAAAUGUAAUGAGAAAAUAAAUCAACCUUAAGCAA